Diuraphis noxia (Russian wheat aphid) is the source of this 865-nucleotide messenger RNA. Its product is annotated as glutathione S-transferase-like. Gene Ontology annotation, molecular function: glutathione transferase activity. NCBI's taxonomy places the organism in Eukaryota, Metazoa, Arthropoda, Insecta, Hemiptera, Aphididae. The record is from RefSeq and is a predicted model, not a curated record. Gene Ontology annotation, biological process: glutathione metabolic process.
UACUUUCUAUUUUUCGUUUUUAUCGCUGAGACGUUGUACGCAUAACUAUAUAAUAUUAUUAUUGUAACACACGUUAUUAAACGUACAUCGAAAUAAAACUCAAUAACAAUUACAUUAAAUUUCUAAAUAAUAUUCAUGUUGUAAAAAAAAUUCAUACCAUACGUUUUCGCACGCCGCGUCAUGACAACUUAUAAAUUGACGUACUUCAACCUAACGGCUCGGGCCGAACAGAUCCGAUUCCUCUUAUCGUAUCUAAACGUCGAUUUUGAAGACUUUCGAUUCGAAUUCGAACAAUGGCCAGCGAUAAAACCUACCAUGCCGUUUGGAAAAGUGCCAGUGUUGGAAAUCGACGGAAAAACAUUUAAUCAGUCCAUAGCUAUUUGUCGAUAUUUGGCGAAAAAAGCCGGCUUGGCUGGUAACGACGAAUGGGAAUCGUUAUUGGUAGACAUUGCUGUUGAUAAUAUUUAUGAAAUAAGACAAGAAAUCAUGAAUUACUAUCACGAACCAAAUCAGGAAAUCAAAUUAAAAUUACGUGACUCUAUCGUGAAAGAUUCAAUCCCAUUUUAUUUUGACAGAUUUGAAAAGAUCGUUUCUGAAAAUGGUGGCUACUUUGUAAAUGGAAAGUUAUCUUGGCCUGAUUUAUACUUCGUGUCUAUUUUGGAUCACAUAAAAUCGGUAAUCGAUGUCGACCUUAUUGAUGGCCGUCCACACCUCGAAGCUCUUAAACACAAAGUCUUAGCUAUUCCUCAAAUCAAAUCAUGGAUCGCUAAACGACCAAAAAGUCAAUGAAAAUAUCCAUAAUAUUAUUUUAUAUAAUGAAUGAUACUUAGAUACAUAUAAAUUAUAUUAACUAUAAAUCUAUAAA